AUGUCGUCCCCUCCCAGCACUCCCACCCAGCGGCCUGCAUCUUCGCACCGCCGACACCCCUCCAGCCUAGACAUGUCACACAACACCGCAUCGAGACGGCAGUCCUUCACCCGCCGCAACUCUGGCUACUCGCCCAUAACGCCGCGCUCAUCGCAUGAAUUCGAACACAGCCCUGCGCACCAAUUCGACGGCGGAGGAGACGGCAAUGGCUUGGGCAACUUGGCCGACGAGCUCGGCGAGAUGUACGACGAUGAUGACGAGGGCAUGGAGGGCGAAUACGGCGAGGAACUGGACGAGGCACAAGACGAGAACAUCGGCACGGCUGUAGAACACGACGGCUCUUAUGGAGUCGACAGCGCAGCUAGCCUCAACGGUGUACGGGAUAGUGGGGUUGCCAUGCAGGACUCGUCUCCGGCGCGCCUCAGUCCAGGGUCGGCCGUUAAGACGAAAAAGCACACAAGGCAACGGUCGCUGUACGAUGGCUCCGACUACGGUGACGACUCUGACCUGGAAAAUGAGGGCAUCUCGCCCGCGCUCGACGCGCGGAUGGCUGCUAUCGAGAGUCUGGCACGGAGAGGCAUGGAGGAGAAUGGGAGCGCAUCGGACGAGGUGGUGAAGAGGGUUACACAACAACUCCGAGAUCUUGGCAGCCAGAUUGCUAUGGAGAACGGAGCGACGAGACUAAAGACUGCCCAUGAGGCUCUGACAACGCAUCUGACACACCAAUCGCGUACCCUCACGUCCAUCGCCGUAUCCUUCUCAGGCCCGUUCGCCAUCUUUCCCGACCCAGAGGACAUCGACGAACUUCUCCCCAUCAUACAGACCACACUGGAGCUGCUACCCCACCCUUCCGCCGAUCCGCUCGUUGCCAUUUCCCACCUCACCCACUCCAGCCGCGAACUCAUCCAACACCUCUCAAACGUCAGCGAUACCCUACACAUGUCACGGCAAACUACGGCGAAUGCAGCCAGACGGCUCAAAGUCAGCAAAGAGCAACUGCAGGACUGGAAACGCGACAACGAAAAGACGCAAGAAGGACAGGAAUACAUUGAGCAUGGGGACUGGGACCGACGGCUCAAAGAGAGGGAGGCGAAACGGGCUUGUGCAAACGUGCUGGAUGGGUUUGAGGACGUCUGUGGACAAUGGAGGAAGAGACUUUGUGAGGGUCUGGGCGUUGCGAGCGCGGAUGUCCCGGACGAGGACGCAUACAUUCGCCCUUAUUGGCACCCUGCCUCCGCCAGCACAGUGCCGGAACCGCCGGCAGAGUCUGAGUGGUCAGACUGCACUCCGGUGAAGGCGGCGCCCAAGAAGCCGACUCAACAAACCAGCACAGACUCGAUGUUUCCAAACUCUUCGGAUGAGAUGCAUUGA
Molecule: messenger RNA, 1371 nt
Organism: Alternaria incomplexa
Lineage: Eukaryota; Fungi; Ascomycota; Dothideomycetes; Pleosporales; Pleosporaceae
Exons: 3
Coding region: 1-1371 (456 amino acids)
Source: RefSeq, a predicted model, not a curated record